Molecule: messenger RNA, 2292 nt
Organism: Chelonus insularis
Lineage: Eukaryota; Metazoa; Arthropoda; Insecta; Hymenoptera; Braconidae
Exons: 4
Coding region: 1664-2224 (186 amino acids)
Molecular function (GO): protein dimerization activity; DNA binding
Source: RefSeq, a predicted model, not a curated record
AUUUAAAAAAUAAUUUGUAAAAAUCAGUGUUGUUUUUUAAAAUGUCUGAUGGAUACUGCAAUUUGGAGUGUCUUGAAUCUUCUAAUUCUGAAAUCGACGUAGCGAAUACUGAAAAUAAUCCGACGAAUAAAAUUAUUUUAAAGAAGAAAAGAGAUAUUUGGAGCGACGACGAAGUUACCUGUUUAUUAAAUGUAGUAUCCGAAUUAAAAAUUGUUGAAAUUUUAGACAGCAAAAAUAUCGCUCGAAUGAUGUUUUCAAAAUAGUAGCAGAAGCUCUGGAAAACAUAGGCUAUAAUAGAAAUUUCGACCAAAUACGGAAUAAAUACAAGUCUCGAAAAAAAGAGUAUUUCAUUGUAAAACGACAACUUAACACCAGCGGAGCAAGAUUUCAUUACAUAUGCUCAUUGCUUUAAGGAGAAAUAAAUUAAAUAUUAAUUUUGGGUACAUUUAUUUUUUAGUUUGUAAUUUGUAGUUAUUUUGUUCGUUGAUAAUCAUGUCAUAUUUCUGCUAUCUAGUGGAUUAUCUGAUGAUUUAUUCUUUGAGGCCGUGAUUCUACAAGACUUAAAAAACAGGUUUUUUUUCUCCCGCAAACAUUCGAUUCCGGUGGAAACGGUAUAUUUUCAUUCCAACUCUACCUUCUUUCUUGGGAUGGUUGAGUUGUGUGCGUUUUCUUCCGUUUCCACCAUCGGAAAUAUGUGUAGUUAUGAAAUUUUUCGGAAUUUUGAACUCGCCUCUACUCGACCAUCAGGUAGAAACGCUUGAAAACGCAGUCCGCCUCUGGUGGAAACGCUUUCAUCUCGUCUCAAUGUUUUUUCAACUCGGCUCCGGUGGAAACUGAGCCAAUUAUAAUUAGGUUUGAAGAAAGGGGAUAGAGCUUGCCGGCGAAGUGCCAGAACUCGCUGCCUAUUGUCGUAUGCCUCUCUCUUUCUACGAACACGAGCCUUUCUUACUUCUACUCAUUCUUUUGUAUGUGCAACACAUGCGCAGAAAGAUAGAAUGAGUAAGACUGCGACAGAAGAUAUAUCGCUCUUUGUCACUUGUCUUAGGGCCCUGAGUAAUUUUGAUACGCACUGUCGUAAAAAUCAAUAAUCAUUCCAUGCCUUUCAGAGACCAUUGCUGCGCCACCUGUGUUUUAUUUAUUUGUUUUUUUAUUAUAAAAUAUUUUUUUAAAUAUUCCGAACAAUAGUAUGUAUAUCGGAAAACAACGAUUUACAGUAUAGAUACAGUGAUUAUUGUAAAAUAAAUCAUUUUUGCGUUGACGGCUAGAGAUGUGAAUCGGUAAUUGACGGGUAAAUUUACCGUAAAUUACCGGUAAAAAACGCGUCAAUGACCAAGCCUGUUUUACCAUAUCGGUCAGAAAAAUGCUGAUCUCUGAUUGGUUAAUACAUGUCCAAUCACAGUUUAGAAUUCCCAACGGCAUACAAAUGUUUAUUUGUUCUAUCAGAUAAGGAUUUUCAUUGAGAACUUGGUGCAAUGGGGGAGAACAAAUCAAUAUAUAAACAUUUCUCUGCAUUACCUCUGCAACCUAACCUAACCUAAAUAAAGUACCUGAAUGUUUUUAUGAUUUAUAUAAUCAUUUUAAUAAUGCAUUUAAUAAUAUUGGAAAUAUUUUUUCGGAAGAAGAAAAGCUGAGCAUAUAUACUUGUUUAGAAAAUCGUAAAACUAUGGCUCUACGGCCCAUACAUUAUGCAGCUAACUUACUUGAUCCUCAAUUAAAAGGAAAAAAUUUAAAUAGGUCAGAAAUGGUUGAAGCUCAUCAAUUAAUUAUAAAUCUUGGUGAUAAAUUAAAUCUAAAUAGUGAUAAGGUAUUAAAAGAUUUAACAGAUUAUGUGUCAGAAUCAAGUAUGUGGAGUUACGACUACGUUAAGCGAGCAAGUAUAAUCACUUCAGCAUGUCAAUGGUGGCAAAGUAUUUGCCAAAAAUCUUCGUUGAGCAAAAUAGCUGUGGCUAUAUUGACUUUACCUGCAACAUCAGCUGCAACCGAGCGUUCCUUUAGUACACAAGGAUGGAUUCAUUCAUCUAAAAGAAAUAAGUUAAGUAUCGAUAGAGCUGGAAAAAUAACAUACAUUGCAAGAAAUUUAAAAUUACUUAAUCCUUCACCAAAAAAUACAGAAGAAGAAUGGGAAGAAGAUGAGGAAAGUAAUAAAGGAGAGGAUGAAAUAAGCGAAAUUUGUGCUGAGCAUGAAGAAGUUGAAUUUUUAGAAGAAGAAUUUACUCAAGACUAAUUAGUGAUGUUGAUGGAAUUGAAUCAGUAUUAGACUUGUUAUUUCCUAAUGAAAUAUGUCAAUUAUUA